GCGAGCAGUUCGGAUGCGCACGGUGCGAGGACGGCGUUUCAGUUAGCGGCGAGCCGCUGUCGAGGUAGGGUUCGCCUUUGUCGUCGGUUUCCCCCGGGACGCGUUACUUCAUCAAACUUCGGGCUCUCCGCGAAGGGUGAAAGUUCGUUAUCCUCGGGAGUGAGUUCUUCCCCCGUUUCACGUGGAAUCCCUCGCGGUGUGGAGGAUUACGACGAGACCCGGGAUAAUGUGAGCGGGUCCGCGCGCGAGAGAAAAACGCUCUCGACAUGAGGACGCGGAGCGGACUGUAGGACCCUCUCCCGGACGGUCCUUCCUUUCGGAAGGAAGAAGGCGCAGGGGGCGUGAACGGAGCAUCUCUCUCUUCCUCCCUCUUCCGGCCGGCGACGAAGCUCAGCGCUCGAAGGCCGUUCCCCACGAUGACGACGCAGCGGAGGAGCCCGCGCUGGCUCGUCCUCGCGACGACGACGAUCCUGCUGCUGGUGCGACAGGCCCGCGGCGAGAUCUACGCGAAGAUGUUCUCCAGCCAGCAGAACCCGAGCGACCCGUGCUACGACGAGGACCGGCCGCGGCGCUGCAUACCCGACUUCGUGAACGCGGCGUUCGGCGCCUCCGUCGAGGCGUCCUCCACGUGCGGCACCGGCGGUCCCACCCGGUACUGCGACGUGACCGAGCAGCCCGGCGGCACCGCCGGCUUCGGGCACUGCCACGUGUGCGACGACAGCACGCCCCGGCGGCGCUUCCCCGCGAGCUACCUCACCGACCUCAACAACCCGAACAACGUGACGUGCUGGCGCAGCGAGCCGCUCGUCAGCUCGCAGAGCUUCUCCGCGCCGCCCGACAACGUCACCCUCACCCUCUCCCUCGGCAAGAAGUACGAGCUGACGUACGUCAGCCUGCAGUUCUGCCCGCGCGCCGCCAAGCCGGACUCGAUCGCGAUCUACAAGUCGAUGGACUACGGCAAGACCUGGCAGCCGUUCCAGUUCUACUCGUCGCAGUGCCGGCGCGUCUACGGCCGGCCGAAUCGCGCCACCAUCACCAAGUCGAACGAGCAAGAGGCGCGGUGCACCGACAGCCACCGGUACACCGGCGGGGACGGCCUCGGCCCGAUCGGCAGGAUCGCCUUCAGCACCCUCGAGGGCCGGCCCUCCGCCAACGACUUCGACAACUCGCCGGUGCUGCAGGACUGGGUCACCGCCACCGACAUCAGGGUGGUGUUCAACCGGCUGCACAUGCCGCAGCAGCCCACCAGCCAGGAGCAGGUGGCCUCGUCCUUGACCGAGGACCACCACUCGCCCGGGAUCGGCCUGGAGGAGCUCGCGAAGCGCGAGCGCGAGGAGCGGCUGAAGAACCAGAAGAACGCGAUCCUCCACGACCCGCUGGUCACCGCGGUGCCGUCGGUGCAUCAGGUGAUCGCGCCGCAGGAGUCCAACGAGGCGAUCGACGCCGUCGUCAGGGACAUGGUCACCGCCACCACCACCACCACCGUCGUCGCGAACGCCGCCGCGGUCUUGGCGGCCGGCGGCCCGGUCGCCGCCACGAUGGCCCACCACUACGCCGUCUCGGACUUCGCCGUGGGCGGCAGGUGCAAGUGCAACGGCCACGCGGCGAGGUGCAUCCCCGGCAAGGACGGCGAGGUCGUCUGCGAGUGCCGGCACAACACCGCCGGCAGGGACUGCGAGCGCUGCCGGCCCUUCCACUUCGACCGGCCAUGGGCGAGGGCCACCGCCAGGGACGCCAACGAGUGCAAAGUGUGCAACUGCAACCUCCACGCGAGAAAGUGCAGAUUCAACAUGGAGCUGUACAAGCUGUCGGGCCGCGUCAGCGGUGGUAUUUGUCUGCAGUGCCGACACUCUACCGCGGGAAGGCACUGUCAUUAUUGCAAAGAAGGUUACUACAGGGACCCGGCGAGACCGAUCACGCAUCGCAAGGCCUGCAAACCGUGCGACUGUCAUCCGAUCGGGGCUUCUGGAAAGACCUGUAACCAGAGCACCGGCCAGUGUCCCUGCAAAGACGGUGUAACCGGUACUACUUGCAAUAGAUGCGCCAGGGGCUACCAGCAAAGCAGAUCGCAUAUUGCGCCUUGCAUCAAGAUACCCAGGGUCGUGCAGACGCAGGGCACGGCCGGCGAGGAGAGCGGCGAGCACGAGGACGACGACGAAGAGCGCGGAUACGACGGGCGAGCCGAUCAGUGCGGAAAGUGCCGUGCCAGCACGAAGAGGCUAAAUCUCAACAAGUACUGCAAAAGAGACUACGCUAUUCUGGGAAGAAUAACGGACAGACACAAGAAGAGCGACGGCUCGCAAUCCGGCACAAGCGUAUCAGGCACAUCCUGGAUCCGAUUCACCUUAAACGUCGACUUCGUUUACAAGAAAAACACCAACUCGAGGAUCCGACGUGGCGACGUCUCUCUUUACGUACACUCGGCUGAUCUGGCCUGCAGAUGCCCUAAAAUCAAGCCUAACAAGUCCUACUUGAUCCUCGGCCAAGAGAGCGACGGCGGUGGUCAAGGUGGGCUCACGAUUACGCAGAGGUCGAUCGUCAUCGAGUGGCGCGACGAAUGGCACCGCCGGAUGCGCCGUUUCCAGCGAAGGGCGAGAUCGUGCCAUUGAAAUGCUCCGUACAUCGCGGCGAGGAGGAAGAGAUAGGAAGAGCGAUCAGGAGAACAUGAGAGAACGAGAGAGGGAGAAAGGGAAAAAGAA
Molecule: messenger RNA, 2699 nt
Organism: Dinoponera quadriceps
Lineage: Eukaryota; Metazoa; Arthropoda; Insecta; Hymenoptera; Formicidae
Product: netrin-1-like
Exons: 7
Coding region: 417-2609 (730 amino acids)
Molecular function (GO): protein binding
Source: RefSeq, a predicted model, not a curated record